Molecule: messenger RNA, 435 nt
Organism: Cantharellus anzutake
Lineage: Eukaryota; Fungi; Basidiomycota; Agaricomycetes; Cantharellales; Hydnaceae
Exons: 1
Source: RefSeq, a predicted model, not a curated record
CUUGACAAAGGAUCCACUAUUCUUGGGAUAAUCCUUGCGUCUGAUCGGACCCACUUAACGAGCUUUACUGGGGACAAGAAGAUGCAUGCCGUUUACAUCUCACUUGGGAACAUCAGUAAAAAUGUCCAUCAGAAGCAUAACACGCGCGCCUGGCUCUUGCUUGCCAAGGUCCCAAUCUGUAAAUUUCCCAAAACUCCUUUCCCUGGAAAUAAAACCGAACGAAAGGCUAUUCCAGGAAUACUUGGCCAGCGACUAUUUCACAACUGUAUGAGACAUGUUCUUGAGCCUUUGAGGACCGAUUGCAGGGGAUACUUCCAUGUGCCCUCUCCAGAUGGGCACGUUCGCUCCUGUAUCGCCAUUUUGAUGGCUUGGAUUGCUGACCUUGAGGAGCAGCUCCUCAUCGUUGGUGCUCGAAGCUUCAGCUGUCCGGUCUGU